Messenger RNA from Photinus pyralis (common eastern firefly), 609 nucleotides. RefSeq names its product general odorant-binding protein 69a-like. Lineage: Eukaryota; Metazoa; Arthropoda; Insecta; Coleoptera; Lampyridae. The transcript is spliced from 2 exons. Gene Ontology annotation, molecular function: odorant binding. The record is from RefSeq and is a predicted model, not a curated record. Bases 39 to 482 code for a protein of 147 amino acids.
UAUGGGAAAAGACGUACGGUAUAUAUAUAGCAAAUUGAAUGGGCUCUCACGGAUUUUUAGCCAUGAUCUGGACUCUGAAGGUGCUAUUCUUCAUUUCUGCGGCGAUCUUCGUGUCGGCCUUUUCAACUAACAAAACCACCAGAGACAUUUUGGACGAAUGGAGGGAGCGCACGAAGCAAGAACAUCCGGAGUGCUUAAAAUCGACGGGGGUCAAGCAAGAGUACGUUGAUCAAUAUUGGGAGUCGGUUCAGAUGGCCGACGAUGAGAACUUCAAAUGUUUCCUUUGGUGCGUGUUUAACGGAUUUAAGGUUAUAAACAAUGACGGUACCGGCAACGAGGAGCUGAUCGUUCAAACUAUAGAUAGGAUGACCAACGAAAUUGUGGAGUUCUGCAUGGAAAAGGCUGACAAGAUGCCUGACAAAUGUAAACGCACUUACGAACUGAUCAAUUGUUGCACACGUUACAAACACGCUUACGUUUAGGGAGGUUUAGAAAAAGUACGUUUGAAUCCGUGGAAUAAGGUUUUUUUUUUAUAUUAAAGUCACAUGAUAAUUUAAUGUUUGUAUUAUAUUGUUGUGCGUAUAUGGUGACAAUACACUCUCCAACUGA